GCACAAGCGUUGUGUGACGCAAGGGGGCGGAGACUGGAGCUCUUCUGCGCGUGCGCAGAGCGUGCUCAAAGGGGUUUAUCUAGGAUGCGCAGGCGCUCAGCGGUCAUUUCUUCGUAGCCACGCCGAAGUCAAGUAUCGAGCCGCCGCCACUGACUGAACAAGAUGAUGCUGAGCACCGAAGGCGGAGAAGGCUUCGUGGUGAAGGUCCGGGGCUUGCCCUGGUCCUGUUCGGCCGAUGAAGUCCAACGCUUCUUCUCAGAAUGCAAAAUUCAAAAUGGGGCAUCAGGCAUUCGCUUCAUCUAUACCCGAGAAGGCAGACCAAGCGGAGAAGCAUUUGUUGAACUUGAAUCAGAAGAUGAAGUCAAAUUGGCACUGAAAAAAGACAGAGAAACAAUGGGACACAGAUAUGUUGAAGUAUUCAAGUCAAACAACGUUGAAAUGGAUUGGGUGUUGAAGCAUACUGGUCCAAAUAGUCCUGAUACUGCCAAUGAUGGCUUUGUACGCCUUAGAGGACUCCCAUUUGGCUGUAGCAAGGAAGAAAUUGUUCAGUUUUUUUCAGGGUUGGAAAUCGUGCCAAAUGGGAUAACAUUGCCGGUGGACUUCCAGGGGAGGAGUACGGGGGAGGCCUUCGUGCAGUUUGCUUCACAGGAAAUAGCUGAAAAGGCUCUAAAGAAACACAAGGAAAGAAUAGGGCACAGGUAUAUUGAAAUCUUCAAGAGCAGCCGGGCAGAAGUUCGCACUCAUUAUGAUCCUCCUCGAAAGCUAAUGGCUAUGCAGCGGCCAGGUCCUUAUGACAGACCUGGGGCUGGCAGAGGCUAUAACAGCAUUGGUAGAGGAGCUGGGUUUGAAAGAAUGAGGCGAGGUGCUUAUGGUGGAGGGUAUGGAGGCUAUGAUGACUACAAUGGAUAUAAUGAUGGAUAUGGCUUUGGGUCGGAUAGAUUUGGAAGAGACCUAAAUUACUGUUUUUCAGGAAUGUCUGAUCAUAGAUAUGGAGAUGGUGGGUCCACUUUCCAGAGUACAACAGGCCAUUGUGUGCACAUGAGAGGAUUACCUUACAGAGCUACUGAAAAUGAUAUUUACAAUUUUUUCUCACCACUCAAUCCUGUUCGAGUACACAUUGAAAUUGGACCUGAUGGCAGAGUGACUGGAGAAGCGGAUGUUGAGUUUGCUACUCAUGAAGAUGCUGUGGCAGCUAUGUCAAAAGACAAAGCAAAUAUGCAGCACAGAUAUGUAGAACUCUUCUUGAAUUCUACAGCAGGAGCAAGCGGUGGUGCUUACGAACACAGAUAUGUAGAACUCUUCUUGAAUUCUACAGCAGGAGCAAGCGGUGGUGCUUAUGGUAGCCAAAUGAUGGGAGGCAUGGGCUUGUCAAACCAGUCCAGUUACGGUGGUCCAGCUAGCCAGCAGCUGAGUGGGGGUUAUGGAGGAGGCUACGGUGGUCAAAGCAGCAUGAGCGGAUAUGACCAAGUUUUACAGGAAAACUCCAGUGAUUUUCAAUCAAACAUUGCAUAGGGAGCCAAGGAGCGAUGAACAGCAGCUACUACAGUAGUGGGAGCCGUGCAUCUAUGGGAGUGAACGGAAUGGGAGGGAUGUCUGGCAUGUCCAGUAUGAGUGGUGGAUGGGGAAUGUAAUCCUGAUCACUGACUCUUGGUCAACUUUUUUUUUUAAAGAAAAAACAAACAAAAACGAAGUUUAACAGUUUUGCAAUACAAGCUUGUGAUUUAUGCUUACUGUAAGUGAAAUCAGGAUUGUUUUAAAAACUUCAGGUUCAGUAUUUUUGAACACAGAAAAACAUUCAUCUAGGAUGUAAUAACCAAGUUGAGUAAAGACUAUAACUGUUAAACAAUUUCAGCUUUUCUCAAGGUAGUUAUGUUGUAGGAGUGUACUUAAGCAGUAAGCGUAUUUAGGUUAAAGCAGUUUCAAUUAUGUUAAAUGUUGCUCUUAUACCACAUUACAUGGAACACUGUUUGAGAUGCAUGUUGGGAGACAUGCUUUUUUGUAAAACAAAUAUAGGAGCUGUGUCUGCGAUUCAAAAGUGAAACAUUUGGCAUGUUUGUUCUAGUUUAUUUCGUUUACUAUCCUGUAAGGCACGUACGUUUUAAGCUUUUUUUUUUUUUUUAAGUUAAUGGGGACAAUUUUGAGACGCAAUACGGAUACUUUAGGAUUUGGUCUUGGUGUUUGUAUUAAAUUCUGAGGCCUUGAUUUAAAUCUUUCAUUGUAUUGUGAUUUCCUUUUAGGUGUAUUGCGCUAAGUGAAACUUGUUAAAUAAAUCUUCCUUUCAAAAACUGGAA
This is a messenger RNA of Sarcophilus harrisii (Tasmanian devil), 2291 nucleotides long. RefSeq names its product heterogeneous nuclear ribonucleoprotein H1. Gene Ontology annotation, cellular component: ribonucleoprotein complex; nucleoplasm. The transcript has 14 exons. The coding region runs from base 163 to 1512 and encodes 449 amino acids. The record is from RefSeq and is a predicted model, not a curated record. Gene Ontology annotation, biological process: regulation of RNA splicing. NCBI's taxonomy places the organism in Eukaryota, Metazoa, Chordata, Mammalia, Dasyuromorphia, Dasyuridae. Gene Ontology annotation, molecular function: RNA binding.